Messenger RNA from Manduca sexta (tobacco hornworm), 3225 nucleotides. RefSeq names its product acetylcholine receptor subunit alpha-like 2 (gene nAChRalpha2). Gene Ontology annotation, molecular function: acetylcholine-gated monoatomic cation-selective channel activity; transmembrane signaling receptor activity. The coding region runs from base 110 to 1741 and encodes 543 amino acids. The transcript is spliced from 8 exons. The record is from RefSeq and is a predicted model, not a curated record. Gene Ontology annotation, biological process: nervous system process; signal transduction; chemical synaptic transmission. Gene Ontology annotation, cellular component: neuron projection; postsynaptic membrane; synapse. Lineage: Eukaryota; Metazoa; Arthropoda; Insecta; Lepidoptera; Sphingidae.
UAGAUUAUGAAUAAUAUUGUUUAAGAGUGGCGUAAAGAAAUAUUAGUUGUAGAGCGAAAUACGACUUUAUGAAUGUGUGUUGUGGUUAUUUUUCGAGUGUUUUUCCAAAAUGUCCGGGAUAAUUUUGAUGUUUUACGUUCUUUUCGGCGUGUGCUAUGCAAAUCCAGAUGCUAAGAGACUGUACGAUGAUCUACUGAGCAAUUACAAUAGACUGAUAAGACCUGUUGAUAAAAUCAAUAAUACGGUUUUAGUGAAACUUGGACUUCGACUGUCGCAGUUAAUUGACUUGAACUUAAAGGAUCAAAUUUUGACCACCAACGUCUGGCUGGAGCAUGAGUGGGAGGACCACAAGUUUAAAUGGGACCCUCUGGAGUACGGAGGAGUGAAGGAGCUGUACGUGCCCUCUGAGCACAUCUGGCUGCCGGACAUCGUGCUUUAUAACAAUGCUGACGGAGAAUAUGUAGUGACGACCAUGACUAAGGCAGUUCUCCACCACAACGGCAAGGUGUUAUGGACUCCUCCAGCAAUCUUCAAGUCUUCGUGUGAGAUCGACGUCCGCUACUUCCCCUUUGAUCAACAGACCUGCUUCUUGAAGUUCGGAUCUUGGAGUUAUGAUGGUGAUCAGAUCGAUCUGAAACACAUAAACCAGAAGAAAGGCGACAUGGUCGAAGUCGGAAUAGACCUGCGGGAGUACUAUCCCUCUGUCGAAUGGGAUAUAUUAGGAGUGCCUGCUGAGAGACAUGAACGGUAUUACCCCUGCUGCCAGGAGCCUUAUCCAGAUAUCUUCUUCAACAUCACACUUCGACGUAAAACACUAUUUUACACUGUCAAUUUGAUUGUCCCAUGCGUUGGCAUCUCAUACUUGUCGGUCCUGGUGUUCUACUUACCAGCGGAUUCUGGAGAGAAGAUUGCUCUAAGCAUCUCAAUAUUACUGUCACAAACCAUGUUUUUUUUGCUCAUCUCCGAAAUUAUACCAUCCACGUCCCUCGCUCUACCGUUAUUGGGAAAGUAUUUAUUAUUCACUAUGUUAUUAGUAGGCCUAUCUGUCGUUAUAACUAUAAUAAUACUAAACGUACAUUAUCGAAAACCGAGCACGCACAAAAUGGCGCCGUGGGUGAGGACAUUUUUUAUCACGAAACUACCGAAAUUGCUUUUGAUGAGGGUGCCGAAAGAUUUGUUAAGGGAUCUGGCAGCGCAGAAGAUUGCUGGCAGGAGCAUGAAGAAGAAUAAAUUUAAGGACGCUUUAGCGGCUGCUGAGCAAACUAAUUCUAACGCGUCAAGUCCUGAUUCUUUGAGACAUCAUCUGCCUGGCGGGUGUAAUGGACUGCAUUCAACUACGGCUACGAAUCGAUUUAGCGGCUUAGUAGGAGCUCUGGGCAGCCUCGGCGCAGGAUACAACGGUCUACCUUCAGUCAUGUCGGGUCUGGACGACUCUCUAAGUGACGUGGCUCCUCGGAAGAAAUAUCCCUUUGAACUAGAAAAAGCCAUACAUAACGUUAUGUUUAUACAACAUCACAUGCAGAGGCAGGACGAAUUUAAUGCGGAAGAUCAAGACUGGGGUUUCGUCGCGAUGGUGCUGGACCGCUUAUUCCUCUGGAUUUUUACCAUCGCUUCCAUCGUUGGAACAUUCGCGAUCCUCUGCGAGGCUCCUUCUCUCUACGACGACACGAAGCCGAUAGACAUGAUGCUGUCUUCUGUGGCUCAGCAGCAGUACCUACCGGUGGACAGCGGUGACUCUUAAUUGCUCAAUAAUUGGUUUAGAUUUGGUGUCGUUCGGGCUAUUCAUAAACUACAUCACACGUUGAGGGUGAGAAGGGUUUCAACAGUGUAACAUUAUAUGACAAGAUAGGAGGGAUUAUAAAUUUCGUGACGUCACAUGUCAAUAAAGACACAAAAAAUUCACUGUAAGCGAAAAACUUAAAAAUAUUCUAUUUCUGGCUAUAUAAGGUUUAUUUUCUUAUGUUUUGCUUGCUGUACGAUAGGAUCGCUUGUCGACCGUAUUUGAGCCAAAUUCCGCCCGCGGCAAUCUGAUGUUGGUACUCUAUAAAAUCUUUGAUUUUGAACUGCUGUUUUGAUUUAUUCAGUUCUGAGUGUAAAAUUACAAAACGUGAAGUCACACCAAAGGAUGGAUCCCACAAAUAUGAACCUGUAACAAGGACAGAGUCAAAUCGCAUGAAAUUCUAGUGACGUAAUUUAUGGAUAGCCCUUUACGAAUUUAGAGGUGGGAAUAAAUAGGAUUUUAAAUGGGACUUAUCAGUAACAGUCAUUGACAGUAAGUUGUGGCUGUGAUGUAAUGAUUUGUGGCGAAUAAUUGGUAUGGAAGACUGUACGAUAAUGGAAAUGGUCAUCUUUACGCUAUGGGUGAUGAACCAGAAAUAAGUGAAGAUUAUUAAGUCGAAGGGAUUUGUCAUUUAUUUCCUUUAGUAUAAAUUAAUAAUUCAAGACUCUUUAAUUCUAUAUCGAUGUAUAUAAUGUGAUCGAGUUAAUGAAAACUGCUCCAUCGACUUGGACGAUAUUUUGUAUUUAGCUCAAAUUCUGAGUUUAUCUAGUUAGGUGUCAACUUGUAGCCAAGGUAAAUAUUGUAAUUUCCUUUAUAUUUAAAUAUAGAUAUUAUUAUAAUGCAGUAAAAAUAAAAUAUAUUCAAAGAUUACAAUUUUCAGUAACUGAACGACUUGAUACCAUUAUAGUGGGUAGUACAAGUACAAAAAAAAAGAAGAAAUCAAUGACAGUGCUGCCAAUCUAUUAAAUCUUAAUUAUUGUGAUUGUUUAUUCUUUUAAAAAAAUACCAACAAGUAUAAAUGGAGAUAUUUUUUUAUAAAAUGACCACAGUGCACCUGAUGGUAAGUAGUGUGGGAUCCAGUAGAAUGUGGACUAACGAGAAAUGAUACCCAACAGCAGUCGACACAAUUAUGCCGGUCUACUGGAACCUGAUAAACAGAUUGAUCCCGGAACACGGCACACAUACGUGCGGCAUUACGGCGGGGUUCCACUACUUGUGUACGGUGGUCGCUUUCCUGGCGGAUAUAAAAUGUAUCCUAUAUCCUACCACCAGCAAACAAAUGUAUUAUUACUAUUACGUACGUAUGAGUUUGUGCAUGAAUUUGUCAAUAACAUCAUAAACUUUAAACAAGCAUGAGAAUACAGCCCUUAGCACUCGUGAUGACGUCUCCCAAGCAUAGUGAAGAAUAAUUAAUCCAAAGGUUUCUAACAAAUAUAUUUCUGUAU